Molecule: messenger RNA, 2331 nt
Organism: Orcinus orca (killer whale)
Lineage: Eukaryota; Metazoa; Chordata; Mammalia; Artiodactyla; Delphinidae
Exons: 3
Coding region: 1-810 (269 amino acids)
Source: RefSeq, a predicted model, not a curated record
AUGUACAUUCUUGGCGUGGACUUCCAUGCUGAGUGGGUUCAGAAGAGCCAGAGGACUCGAGUUAAACCUCAGAAGAGGAGACAUUUCAGGGAAGGAGCCAGCACUCCAACCCCGGGACCCGAGCUGGGGCGGGAGGCGGGUGCAGAAUAUAAGAAACACCCCCGCGGACUAGUUUCUGAGCAGGAAAGUGGACCGGGAACAGCGCAUUUCCUGCUUCGCCUGUGCAAACCCCAGGCGGGGCCGAGCGGGAACAGGGUUACGGUCGAGGAGUCGCUGGCUGCCAGGGCGGGGUUCGGGGCGGCCUCGAGGGGGUCCGCGGACCAGGGCGAGAGGCCGAGGCGGGAUGCAGGCGGAGGGCGUGGGAGAGGGCGUGGGAGCAGAACGCACGCCUCCCUUCCUCGUGCCGAGAGCGCGUCCCCAAAGACACUCUCGGCCCCGCGGGAGAGGCGGGUGCCCCGAGGGGCAGCGUCGGACGCCAGAUGCGGGGUCCGCGGGGCUCCGACCCUCGGGGGACUCCCGGGCCGGAGCCGGCGACCGCGAUCUCUCAGGCCCUCCUUCCUCCCCACCUCUCCCAUGCCGCCCGCGACUUUGGACCUCGCAUCCCGGACCCGCGGGGGACCGGCGCGGGGACGGGAAGGAAACGCGCGAGAAACUUUCGCGCUGAUAGAAAGUCCUGCUUUGAGAUCUCUGAGAAGAUAUUACUUUGCAGCAAAGUUAGAGAAGAUCACCAAGAAAACAAGGAGCCAGGAGCUGCGUGAUAAACUUGUUCUCUCUACUUCUAUAGUUUCCUUAUCAGAUAACCAGCUGUAAUGCAGUCUUGCUUAAUUUUCAAGCCCAUAUUUUUCUUUUUCAGAAAAAUAAACUCUUAAAGGAAAAGUACAUAAUCAGUUAAAUGUGUUUAAGAUUAUCAACUGCUUCAAAACCACCAAUUAAAAAUAACACCUCUCUAUUAUUUCCUUAAGCAGAUUACUUUUUUAAUUCUUGUCUGAACCUCAGCGACCCAGGAACUAGAACCACUUUCUGGCCGCUGAAGGUGAGGGAGGGCAGCCAACAUCACAGAUCCUCACGGAGUUCAAGCUGGCUUAAAACAAGUGUGCAGAAGUUCUUUGGAGAAAUAGCAAAGUCAGAGAAACCGAAGGCCAAGUGUUUUCAAAGUUUCUGUUUCUUUGUUUUUAUGAAUGCCACUAACAAGCGGACUUGAUAGAUUACUUGUCCCUGUAAUAUCACACUAGAAGCUGCAGCACUUACCUCCCAGAUCCCGGCUGUAAGCCCUAGUUUUUCAUCACCCCUUCACAGUAAACAAAGUCUGUUGUAGAGAUUGAUAUAUUGGUUUCUUUGCAAAGUUAUCUAAUUAUGCAGGAAUGGCCGUGUUCGUUGCUGUAGAAAACAACGCAAUACACAAACAAGUACACGAAUACAGCAGCUUUGCUUAAAGGUUAAGAGCUCCAAGUCUGAGGGCAGACUACUGGAGAUGAAUUCCACUUGCUGUGAUCUCGGACAAGGUCCUUAACCUCUCCGUGCCCCAGUUUCCUCUCCUGUAAGAUAUAAUAGCCUCUACCUCAUAGGGUUAUAAGGAUAAACUAGUUUGCUGACGUUUGGAGGGAUGGUGUGCUGUAUAUAAGAGCAAUAAGGGCUUGUUUACAAAUCCCACUCAGAAGGUUUCUCAGAUUGAUACAGAAGUUUAACGGUCAUUCAGAUUUUCAUUGCAGUCUAGAGAAACAUAGAGGAAUCCCCCAGUCAUCUGUGAGGGUCACCACCUCAAGCUGACCCUCCAAGCUACAGUUAUUUCGCUCCUCAGGAGUUGCUUUCUUUCCUCGAAUCGGCAGGCAUUUAGAUAAAUAUCACUGCUGUCUUUACCACAUUUUAGAAAUCAAAACUAAGCCUUGCCUCUUUUACUGAACACAUAUGAGAAAACUUUAUUUACUGUACAUUUCACGUACAAAUUGUCAAGGGUUGGUUCGUCUUUUUUGGGUAAACGUUUUCAUUUCUUCGGAAUGACGUUUGUAAUCUUGUUUUAGAAAGUAGAAUUUACCUCGGACAUAGCAUUUUGAGUAUAGUACAACAAGCACGUUGAGUCCUUGGAAGAGAAAGUAUGUUGCAAUUUGAAGGCGUCCGUAGGUCUCUCAGAAGAAGGCUAGGUCACCCACCGCUGAAACACCCUCAGCUCCUGGUUUAGUGGAUGCUUCGUGUGUUGAUCCGAACUGCCGGGACCAAGUGCUUCUGUGCAGCAGUGCGAUCAGCACCCGGGAAAGUUUUUCCGAAGUCCCUCUUCCCGGGUCGGAGAGGACGUGGCGCCUAAGCCCGGCUCCAGCCAGUUUUCCCGGGGGCAGG